GCAGUACCAGCGAUUCAGCGAGACGCGCAAAUUUAGCGAGAAGAUGCAGGAUACGAUCUAUGCGCUGGACCGGGAGAUAUCAGGACAGAUUGACAAGUUGGAACAGACAGUGCGCGACCUGCUACAAAUCGAAUUUGCGUGGGUAUCGAUUAACGAAGCGCAUCGGUCGACCAGUCUGGCGACGAGCAUGAAGCGGUUGAGCUGGAUUACGGUAGGUCAAUCCUGGCUUGGGUGCGCGAUGCUGACGGGAGCAGUUUAUUUUCCUCCCACUUACUUUUGCCUCGAGCUUAUUCGGCAUGAACGUGGAUAUCCUCAAGGACGAUCCGUCCUGGCGCUGGUACCCGCUGUUCGGGGGGGUGCUACUCUUGCUGACGGUGGCUGUGUGGGUGUCAUCCAAGUUUACCAACAUGGAGCAAUGGGUUGAGACAUGUGCGGACCGAAUUGUCAACCGGAGACGAGAAAAGGAUGGUUUACAGGGAGUGUGGUGAUAUGCUGUGCUGAUACUAUGUGCUUACAUAGUAUCAGCGAUGUGUUCCAUUUAUGAGACCUUGACUCGAGACGCCAUCCCUACGAUAAAUCACGAAUGAUAAAUCAACCCUUUUCAAAUAACAGCUCCGAUCUUCUGCAUACAGCACUAUUUAUUUGCAUCUCUGCCAGUUUCAGACAUACGCUCAGCAGUGGUCCUGCAACCCCACCCCGCAGCCU
Messenger RNA from Aspergillus ibericus CBS 121593, 705 nucleotides. RefSeq lists its product as uncharacterized. Bases 44 to 424 code for a protein of 126 amino acids. Lineage: Eukaryota; Fungi; Ascomycota; Eurotiomycetes; Eurotiales; Aspergillaceae. The transcript is spliced from 4 exons. The record is from RefSeq and is a predicted model, not a curated record.